AUGGCCAAUAAUAAUUUAUCACCGACAUCAUCAACAACAAUAACUACUUUUCAAUAUUCAUCUGAAUCAAAAAAUAUUAUUUGUGAUUAUCUUGACAAUGACGACGAAGAAGAAGAAGAAGAUGAUGAUGAUGAACCUAUUCCUAUAACAUAUAUAGAACAACAACAACAAUCAAUAUUAUAUAAUAAUCAAACAUUACAAUCAAAAGAACAAUAUAAUGUUGUAUUUAAUGAAUAUGAAGAACAAACAUCAGCAUUUUUAGUUGAUUUUACAUCAUCAACACAAGUACCUAUUCAACGUGUUUCAUCUGAAGAUGAAUUCAAUUUUUAUGUUAAACGUAAACGUGCAAAAUUUAUUGGUCCUUAUCUAUUUGGUGAUGUUAUUGGACAAGGUUCAUAUGCAAAAGUAAAAGAAUGUUUAGAUAGUCGUAAUUUAUGUCGACGUGCUGUUAAAAUUAUGCAACGACGUCGUUUACGUAAAACACCACAUGGUGAACAAAUGGCUGCAACAGAAAUACGUUUAUUAAAAAAAUUAAAUCAUCCAAAUAUAAUACAUUUAUAUGAUUUUAUAAGAAAUGAUGAAAAACAAAAAUUAUAUUUAUUUAUUGAUUUAUGUGUUGUUUCAUUACAAGAUAUGCUCGAUACUAAUGAACAAAAAGCAUUUCCUAUAUGGCAAGCUCAUGGUUAUUUUGUACAAUUAAUUAAUGGUUUAGAAUAUCUCCAUUCGAAAUUUAUUAUUCAUAAUGAUAUUAAACCAGGAAAUCUAUUGAUAACUGUUGAUCAUCAAUUAAAAAUUACUGAUUUUGGAACAGCUGAACAACUUGAUAUGUUUAGUGCUGAUGAUACAACUAAACGAAGUCAAGGUACUCCUGCAUUUCAAUGUCCUGAAAUUGCUAAUGGUGAAGAUACAUAUAAUGGAUUUUCAAUUGAUAUAUGGUCAUGUGGUGUAACAUUAUAUAAUCUUGUUACAGGACGAUUACCAUUUGAAGCUGAUAAUAUUUAUUUAUUAUUUCAAACAAUUGGUAAAGGUGUUUAUACAAUACCAAAUGAUAUUGAAUCACAUCUAGCUGCACUUAUUAAUGGUUUAUUACAUAUUAAUAAUCGUUCACGUUUUACAUUAGAACAAAUAAAACAACAUGAUUGGUUUCGAAGACGACCACCACGUACAUUUGAAUUUUUAUCAUUUCCUAGUUUAGCAUUAAAUCGUUUUCAAACAUUUACACUGUAUGAUUAUUUAAGUGAAUUACAUCAAUCAACAAUUCUAUCUGAAACUAAUAAUAAUGAAGAUGAACAAAUGAAAAUAUCUGAUCAUUCUGUUUCAAAUGUAAAUUCAUUAAAUGAUAAUCGACAUGAAGAACAACAAGUACAAGAACAAGAACAAGGACACGAACAAGAACAAAAUGGUCGAUCAACACUUAAUUGUAAUUGUAGUCAAACAAUAAGUGGUCAAAAUAUUCAUCAAAUUAAAACACAAAAUUAUUGGAAUACCAUGUGUUUGGAUAUAUGA
Rotaria sordida is the source of this 1506-nucleotide messenger RNA. The record is from the annotation of a GenBank genome assembly. NCBI's taxonomy places the organism in Eukaryota, Metazoa, Rotifera, Eurotatoria, Philodinida, Philodinidae.